Molecule: messenger RNA, 914 nt
Organism: Vigna radiata var. radiata (mung bean)
Lineage: Eukaryota; Viridiplantae; Streptophyta; Magnoliopsida; Fabales; Fabaceae
Exons: 2
Coding region: 89-694 (201 amino acids)
Source: RefSeq, a predicted model, not a curated record
GGGGUCCCAAGUGGAGUUCAUUGUUUCUACUUCUCGCAUGCAUCCAUUUUGUUUUCUUUUUAUUUUAGAUGCGGUGUUGUGAAAUCUGAUGGCAUGCUUAGACAUGUACAACAACUCCGAGCACAAGCGUGAUGCUAAUCACCACCACCACCACCAUCAUCAUCAUCAUCAGUGCGCUCCAAUGAGCCCUAGAAUCUCUUUCUCAAAUGAUUUUGUGGAUGUGCAGCAGGCCAUGAAGCAACAAGAACAAAGAGGCUCAAGAUCAGACGCGCCUGCAGUGUCCUCUGACUUCGAAUUUUCGGUCACGAACUACUCCAUGAUGAGUGCUGAUGAGCUUUUCUUCAAGGGCAGGUUGUUGUCGUACAAGGACAAUUGCAACAACCACAUGAUGCAGCAAAGGGCCACCACCACUCUCAAGGAAGAGCUCCUCACAAAUGAUGAUGAAUAUGAUCAGGGCUUUUCUCUCAGGCCACCCAAGGCCUCUUCAACUAGGUGGAAGGGCCUUUUGGGUCUCAGAAAGACUCACAUUGGCUCCAAGAAGCCUCACAAGACUACUGAACCUUCUUCAGAACCAAGGUCUGCAUUGCUCAAUGAAGCUCCUCCCAUUAAUGUCACUUCUUCUGAGGAACAGCUACAUGAAGGAGGCUCAAAAUAUGGACCUUAUGGGGUCGGUGACAGUGUUGAAUAUUUGUAGAGGAAUGGAGCUUCUCUUUUUUUCUCCUUCCUUCUUUGUUUCUUUUAGCCUUUUCUUGCCUUGCUGUCAAGGUGGAGGGAGGAAAAGGGUCGUCUUCUUUUGUUCUCUUUUGUUUUUCUCUUCAUUGGGAUGAUGAGUUCAGUAAGUUUGUUUGUGUUAGGAUUUGGCUGUUUUCUUUUAUUCUCUCGUGUAAUUUCUCUUGAAUGUAGAAUUUGCCUAU